AUGGAACCUCCCCUCCUCCCAAUUCAAGCAGACAUCUACAUCCCCCCUCUCCUCCGCACCGCCACCGGCAGCUCCCACCCCAACAAACAGCACUGGUCCCCCAUCAGCUGCACCCUCAUCCACACCCCCACCGAAGCCCUCCUCAUCGACACCUCUCCCACGCUCGACCAGACCUCCGCCCUCGCAGACUGGAUAGCCGAAACACUCCUCCCAGGCUGCGAGCUAAAAUACUUCUUCACCACCCACGCCCACGGCGACCACUUCCUCGGCUUCCCUGCCCUAUUAGCCCGGUGGCCAGACAUCCAGCCGAUUGCUACAGCCGCGGUCGCCAACGCCAUCGAGGCCACAUACACGCGAGAAGUUCUGGCGUACUGGCGCAACCUCUGGCCCGACCAUCCCAUGUCCACCGACACAGUGACCUUCCACCCCCUCCCCGCCACCAACACCCUCACGCUCUCUGGCCACACCCUCCACGCCUACGACGUGGUCCAAGGUGACAGCGAGGCAAACGCCUACCUCCACAUCCCCUCCCUCUCCCUCAUCGUAGCAGGCGACCUCGUCUACGGCGCCUGCCACGUCUACCUCGCCGAAGCCAACACACGUCAAAAGCGUGACGAUUGGAUCAACGCGAUUGAGCAGAUCGAGGCGCUGGGGCCGAAGGUCGUUGUUCCUGGGCAUAGAAGGCGGACGGAGGUGGAUGGUGCUUGGCUGUUGCGGGGGACGAAGGAGUAUAUGCGGGUGUUUGAGCGGGAGUUGGCGGUGGCGGGGAGUGCGGGGGAGUUGGAGGAGAGGAUGGGGGGGUUGUUUCCGGGACGGUGGGGUGGGUAUAUACUCCAGCGGAGUUGCGAGGAGAGUUGGGCUAAUCGGGAGGUGUGA
Messenger RNA from Saxophila tyrrhenica, 876 nucleotides. RefSeq lists its product as uncharacterized. The record is from RefSeq and is a predicted model, not a curated record. The transcript has a single exon. Lineage: Eukaryota; Fungi; Ascomycota; Dothideomycetes; Mycosphaerellales; Extremaceae. The coding region runs from base 1 to 876 and encodes 291 amino acids.